CUUUGCUCUUUGUUGCGGCACCCCGUGCCAGUCAGAGUGCUCCGCCCGCCGGUCCACAGAGAUAGCGUGCCACCGUAGGGUGCUCCGCCCGCCAGAGCUCGCGCGCGCGCGCAGGCGCAGAGGAACCAGGCAGGAAUGGAGGGGGUGCUGCCACCGCCGCCGCCGCGGGUCACGCUCGCGGAGCAGCUCGCCGCGUCCUCCAACCUGCGCGACCUCCUCAAGCUCCGCCACGACGACGACGUCGCCGUCGGUGGUGACGGCGCGCGGCUGCAGGCGGCGGGGAGGCGCCGCACGCUCCUCGACGUCAUCCGCGGCGCUGACGACGACGACGACAACCCCGCCACUCGACCGGCUCCCCCCAGCGCCACUCCCGCGACGACGGCAGCGCCGCCUCCCGUGGCGCGGCCAGGAGCGGCGUCACCCGGGCAGGGCGAGGAGAGGCGCGUGUCGCUGAUGGCGCUGCUGGAGCAGGCGGAGCAGCAGUGGGCGACGGCCACGGCGAGCGGCCGCGGGGCGUGGACGCGCGUGGAGCAGGACGCGGCGGCGGAAGACGAGGAGGACACGAGGCGGGGCAGCGUGGGCGGGCGGUGCUGCGUGUGCAUGUCCCGCCGCAAGGGCGCCGCCUUCGUGCCCUGCGGCCACACCUUCUGCCGCGCCUGCGCGCGCGAGGUCCGCGCCGCCCGCGGACGGUGCCCGCUCUGCAACGCCGCCAUCCGCGACGUCCUCAACCUCUUCUGACGCACGCCGACUCGCCGGCGUGACUCCAUUCCAUAUUUCCAUUCCAUACUCCAUUCCAGCAAAUAGCAGCAUUCUGUGCAGAUAAAUUCAGGUGCUUCUUCUUCUUCA
Messenger RNA from Lolium perenne, 846 nucleotides. RefSeq lists its product as uncharacterized. NCBI's taxonomy places the organism in Eukaryota, Viridiplantae, Streptophyta, Magnoliopsida, Poales, Poaceae. The record is from RefSeq and is a predicted model, not a curated record.